AUGUUGGCAUCUCGCCCCAAAGAGGGACAAGGUCUGAUUUCAGAGUUGGUUUUGGCAACGGCAGAAAUGCAGCGAAUGUCUUUGGAGCAGGAGAGAAAUAUCGAAGCGAGCUUUGGCCGUGAGCAGGCCCUUCAACGUGAGUGCAAGGCAGCUUCGGCUCUCCUGGGGAAGAUGCAAGCGCAGCAAGCAGAAUUUUCUCAUGCCAAGUAUCAGGAGUCUGAAGCAUUGAAAGCCCAGUUAGUUUCUCUAAGUGGGGAUUUGUCAAAGCAGCUGGAGCUUGUAGAUGCCAAGAUGGAGGAAGCGAACACCCUGAAGGAGAAGUUUGAAGCAUCUCAGCUUGAGCUCGAAAGGUUUUCUGCCGAGUACUGCAUCUUGCAGGAUGUCCUUCUUCAAGACUGUGGCGAGGACUUGCCGCUAGUUCAGAAUGAUUCCGAACAACGAGAGGUCAGUGCCUUUCAGUACCUCAAGAAGCUGCUGGACAUUGCAAAACGCAAGAGAGAGGCCCUGGAAAACCAGCUUGCUAAAAAAGAGGAGCAGUUCAAUCUACUUCAGCAAAACUAUCAGUACUUAAAGGACCGGUACCAGUGGCCGUUACAAGAUCUCGGGGCAUUUGUCCGGAGCAUGAUCGAAGCAUUUGUCCGGAGCAUCAUCGAGCACACCAACCAGUCGUCCGAAGCUGCAGUGUCUCUUGAAGCAAGUCAGCUGGAAGACUUAAACCGUAUGCUGGCAGUACUUCAGGAACGGGUCACAUCCUUGAGAGUUAAGAACGAGCUCCUCGCUCAAGGAACAGACGGAAGCUCCUUUACCGAGAAGGCAGAAACAGAGUGCGAGAUGUUAGACGAGAAAGUCAGCAGCCUCCUAAAACGCAACGGAAAGCUAGAAACCGAAGCCGACAUUUUGUGGUCAGAACUUUCCUGCCUGGAGGAGCAAGCUGAGAUGCUCGUCAGCGACAACAAACAUUUUCAACAGCUAGCUGAGAAUUUAAAACAGGCACGACAUUGCCUCGAGAAGGAGUUGAAGACUCAGCGCGAGCAGCACGUCAAGGCCACCAAGGAGAUGGAGAACGAGCACUGCACUGCGCUGGACGAAGCGGCCAAGUGUGAGGCAGCACUAUCAGCGCUGAAGACAGACCACUCCCAGCUGUUGGACAAGUAUAACCACAUUGUAUACAGACACAGGAACCUGCAGGAAGAGUUUCACGCGGCAGCCCAAGAGAAACGCAGUUGGGAGGACAGGUGCGCUCAGCUCACAAAAGAGUGGGCAACAGCCAGACGAGAUCUCGCAGUCUUCGAGGAGCAGCAGGGCGCAGUGGGACAAAAGACCAUGCAGGAGCUGCAAGAGCUGUGGCAAGCAAAUCAGCAGUUGCAAGAGCGCUUUCGCCUGCUCAAGGACAAGCAUCUCAAGGCUGAAGAACGGUUGGUACAAGCGCCAAACCAAAAAGUGGAGGCCUCGAUGGAACAUGUCGCCGAGGGCACUGGGGUCUCGUGCAUAGGAGAACAAGUGGAACCAGGACAAGCAGCAGCAGAAACACAUCGAGGACUUACAGGCGCAGCCGGUACCACACCAAAGAAGCACAUGGAACAGCAGAAACGAAUACAGCUGCUGAAAACUACUUCCCUACAGUCUCAAACGAAGCUGCUGAAGACUUAG
Messenger RNA from Ixodes scapularis (black-legged tick), 1650 nucleotides. RefSeq names its product centrosomal protein of 83 kDa-like. Bases 1 to 1650 code for a protein of 549 amino acids. The record is from RefSeq and is a predicted model, not a curated record. The transcript is spliced from 3 exons. NCBI's taxonomy places the organism in Eukaryota, Metazoa, Arthropoda, Arachnida, Ixodida, Ixodidae.